CCACACAAAAUUUUGAUUGUUUGAACAAACCACAAAACGGUUCUAUAGAACAACAUUACUUUUGAAAGCAUUUGCAUCUUGUCAAGAGCUACAGUUCACACGUUCUAUCUAUCGAUCGAUCUAAAUCAUGGCCACCACUGAAGAACGAGAAUUGCUUCGCGCCAACAAACAUGGGCCUGUCCUUCAGCUCUGGCUGGAUAAAGAUUCGCAGCACCAACAUGUGGCCUCUGCACUUCGAAAGAACAAGACCGUGACAACGGUCAGCGUGUUUGUGGAAGAGGACUUUAUGGAAAGCCCACUGCAAGACAUUGCCCAUCUUUUCCGCGCCAUAGGAUGCCUGCCGCUGCAGAAUCUGUACAUUUACUCGUUUGGUCGAAACUUUGAUGUGUUCCCCAUCCGGCUCCUCAUCGAGGUCUUUUCGCGAGCCAAAAAGUUGGAAGUUCUCACCAUGUACUUUAUCGAACUCGGUGGCAAGAAGAAACACUUUGAUGCCUUUGAAGCAGCCAUCCGUGGCCACCCUUCCCUCCGCGAAUUUCGCCUGGAGAACUGCAGGCUGCCCGAUGAUUACUUGAACACUCACGGGCUAGAUCAGUUUGUCAAGACGUUGGGAACUUUGCCCAAGAUUGAGAAGAUUGACCUGUUUGCAACUGAAAUGGGUUACUUGGGCACACUGUCCAAAGAGUCGAUGGCAAACCUGGCUGGAAUCAAGAAUCUGGCGUGUCUCUCCUUGAUCAACUUUGCCUUGGGCAAUGAUCACAUUACAGCAUUGAGUCAAGCUUUGAAGGGGAACACAAAUCUUACAGAGCUUGCCAUUUCCUGCGACCCCAAGUUUUGCUCUGCUUUGGCCCCUGUGAUUGCGACCAACCAAACGUUGAACCAAGUCAAGGUACGCAUGGAUUCUCUGGAUGACGAUGUUUUUGUGCAAUCCAUUGCCGGUGGCCUGAAGGACAACAAGAGUAUUACAAGAUUCGAUCUGCAAGGGGACGUCCAGAACAAACUAAGUGUCGCGAGUCAAAAGAUCUUUGCGGACAUGUUGGAAAAGAAUUCCACAUUGGAGUACUUGGAGAUUCCCUUGACCGACCAGGAUAGCAAGAUGAAGGCGAAGUAUUACCUGAAGCUCAACCAGACUGGCAAGCGUGGAUUGAUGGAGAAUCCGGGAACGUCCAAGAAGGAAUUGGUCAACGCUUUGGCGUAUGUGGGCGACGAUUUGGACUGCCUGAACCAUUUCCUGGCCACCAAGCCAACCCUGGUUCAUGACUAGAAAGCAGCUUUUGUAUGCUCCUGACUCCUGAUCCUUUGGUUGGACUUUCGUGGCGUGGUAGCUUGCUCACCUAGCAAUGUAUGAAAGGGAAUGCUAGAGGGUGCAACACUGUAUGUAUGAUGGUAGUGGUUCAUUUUGUGCUGAGACGUUUCAACUUUCAUAAAGACUAGAUAUUUAGCUGUUUGGUAAC
This is a messenger RNA of Seminavis robusta, 1451 nucleotides long. The record is from the annotation of a GenBank genome assembly. NCBI's taxonomy places the organism in Eukaryota, Bacillariophyta, Bacillariophyceae, Naviculales, Naviculaceae.